UUCCCCGGGAUAGGAGGCGUUGUCCCACGGUUCUGCUGCUCAGCCGUCACUUCUAUGCAGAAACCGGCUAUCCUGCAAAGGGACACUAGACAAAGCCUAUACAUACAAUCGAACGGUGCAGGUAUUUUUGUGUCUACGUUCGUGCUAUUAUUAGGGGUUGCUUGUCCAGGAUAUAGGCUACGUUGAAAUAUCAUAUAUAAUAUAAUCGUAGUCUUUUCGUGCACAAAAUGAUCAAGAACGGACAUCACCCAAUGAACACAACAGGGAAAGAUGCAGGGACGAACGUCGGCGCUACAGCUUGCAGUCCGGAGAAGAGAAGACGAACCAUCCGGGUGUGGUGUGACGGGUGCUAUGACAUGGUCCAUUAUGGUCACUCCAACCAGCUGCGGCAGGCCAAGGCCAUGGGAGAUUACCUCAUCGUUGGAGUACACACAGACGGUGAGAUCUCACAGCACAAGGGUCCCCCGGUCUUCACCCAGGAUGAACGAUACAAGAUGGUGAGAGCCAUCAAGUGGGUGGAUGAGAUAGUGGAGGGAGCGCCCUACGUCACCACGCUGGAGACCCUGGACAAGUACACCAGUGACUUCUGUGUGCAUGGAGAUGACAUCACACUAACAGUGGAUGGGAAGGACACUUACGAAGAGGUGAAGAGGUCAGGGAGGUACAGGGAGUGCAAGCGAACCCAGGGAGUUUCUACCACAGACCUGGUCGGUCGCAUGCUACUGAUGACCAAAGCCCACCACAGCAACAUAGGCCAUUCAGACUAUCAACAGCACACAGACAACUUUGGCAAGGUGUUGCAGGGUCCUAAGGGCCACAGUCCGUGGACGGGGGUGUCCCAGUUCCUCCAGACGUCCCAGAAGAUUAUCCAGUUUGCCUCAGGACAGGAGCCUCAGCCUGGGGACACCAUCAUCUAUGUGGCUGGAGCCUUCGACCUCUUCCAUAUUGGCCAUGUGGACUUCCUGGAGGCGGUUUCCAGGCUUUCAGACAAGCCAUAUGUUAUAGUGGGGUUACACUUUGACCAGGAGGUGAAUCGCUACAAAGGGAAGAAUUACCCCAUUAUGAACGUCCAUGAGAGAACACUCAGUGUGCUGGCCUGUCGGUAUGUCUCUGAGGUGGUGAUUGGUGCGCCUUACGCAGUCACGAGAGAGUUACUAGACCACUUCAAGGUGGACCUUGUGUGUCAUGGGAAGACAGAGGUGCAUCCUGACAAAGACGGGUCGGACCCCUAUGCUGAGCCCAGGAAGAAAGGAAUACUGCACACUGUGGACAGUAUGAACAGCCUCACCACUGAUAGUAUUGUUCAGAGGAUCAUCAAAAACAGGCUGCUGUUCGAGGCCAGGAACCAGAAGAAAGAGGCCAAAGAGAUGGCUGUGAUCCAGGCCAUGAAGAGAAGAGAGGAGGAGAAGGGCAAGGAGAGGGCCCAGGCUGUGCUUUAGGACAACAGGCCCGAAGGAGCACUCCCACCACAAGGAACCAUUGACCACCCUUAGGGUCAAUCUGAGACGGACUAAACCUAAUACAUCUAACCCCCACCACCAAUGCAGCGCAGUCAAUCCACCUCAUCUGGGUUCCAACUCCCAACCAACACCCUCCAGGUCACACAGUUUCCUUACCGACAGCCAGACAGCGAGCCUUUGUUAUCAACAUGCAGUAUUCUUACAAUGGGAGUUCUGUUGUAGGUUCCACAUGGUAACAUGUUAGGUGAGGCUGUUUUAUUUGUCUUAAUAUCUGUAUGCAUUUACAUGUUCUUUAUUUCUUAUGGUUUGACAAACCACCUUAACAGUAUAGACCUCAUACUGUCUCCCUUUCUCACGAGUUAUAACCAGACAGGGAACCAGAAGGCCCAACAUAGUCACUGAGUUAUAACCAGACAGGGAACCAGAAGGCCCAACAUAGUCACUGAGUUAUAACCAGUCAGAGAACCAGAAGGCCCAACAUAGUCACUGAGUUAUAACCAGACAAGGAACCAGAAGGCCCAACAUAGUCACUGAGUUAUAACCAGACAAGGAACCAGAAGGCCCAACAUAGUCACUGAGUUAUAACCAGACAAGGAACCAGAAGGCCCAACAUAGUCACUGAGUUAUAACCAGACAGAGAACCAGAAGGCCCAACAUAGUCACUGAGUUAUAACCAGACAAGGAACCAGAAGGACCAACAUAGUCACUGAGUUAUAACCAGACAGGGAACCAGAAGGCCCAACAUGGUUACUGAGUUAUAACCAGACAGGGAACCAGAAGGCCCAACAUAGUCACUGAGUUAUAACCAGACAGGGAACCAGAAGGCCCAACAUGGUUACUGAGUUAUAACCAGACAGGGAACCAGAAGGCCCAACAUAGUCACUGAAUUAUAACCAGACAAGGAACCAGAAGGCCCAACAUGGUUACUGAGUUAUAACCAGACAAGGAACCAGAAGGCCCAACAUAGUCACUGAGUUAUAACCAGACAAGGAACCAGAAGGCCCAACAUGGUUACUGAGUUAUAACCAGACAAGGAACCAGAAGGCCCAACAUAGUCACUGAGUUAUAACCAGACAAGGAACCAGAAGGCCCAACAUAGUCACUGAGUUAUAACCAGACAAGGAACCAGAAGGCCCAACAUAGUCACUGAGUUAUAACCAGACAAGGAACCAGAAGUCACUGGGUUAUAGCCAGACAAGGAACCAGAAGGCCCAACAUAGUCACUGAGUUAUAACCAGACAGGGAACCAGAAGGCCCAACAUGGUUACUGGGUUAUAGCCAGACAAGGAACCAGAAGGCCCAACAUAGUCACUGAGUUAUAACCAGACAAGGAGCCAGAAGGCCCAACAUGGUUACUGAGUUAUAACCAGACAAGGAACCAGAAGGCCCAACAUAGUCACUGAGUUAUAACCAGACAAGGAACCAGAAGUCACUGGGUUAUAGCCAGCCAGACAGGGAACCAGAAGUCCCAGCCUAGUCUUGUGGAACCAGACAGGUGUGUCUCUAAACAAAUCUGGCUGUGCAAGUUAAAGCCAGACUAAUAUUUGUUUUCUAAAUAAUUAUCAUACCGCAAGUUAUUUUUCUUGGGGUUGAUUGAGCUUUAUUUAAACAGGAGAAUUAUGAAUGAUUCAUUUCUGUGAGAAAUAGUGUGGUUAGGUUGAAGUCUGUCGGCCGAUGCUUGGGCUUGUUGCUUUGGAGACCCAUCCAACCACCUCUGCUGCUCCUCGCACAGCGAUUGUUGAACAACCAACACAUUGGAUGCAUCCAAAAUGGCACCGUUUUUCCUAUAUAGUGUUUAACAGGGACCUGAUGGUCAACAGUAAUGCAUUAAAUAGGGAAUAGGAAGUCAUUUCAGAUGCAGCCGUUGUCAUUCUCAGUCAUUCUGUUGCUGCUGUCAUCGUGGCAAUAGGCUGAUCCCCUCACAACUUACAGUCCUAUCUUAUCUAUCUCUGUAUAUAUGUACUGUAUGUAUUUAUUAUAAAUUAAUAUUAACCAGGAGAACUCUCUGGAAGAUGUUGAAACCACUAGAGGUGUUCAGGGGUGGGUUUGAAAAUGUACCAUCUCUGUGAGAGCCUAUUGGUCGAUUUUACCUUGGGAAAAGCUGAGGUCAUUAAUGAUUCAAGCUUUCUAUCAGAGACUACCCUCAGCUUUCUAUCAGAGACUACCCUCAGCUUUCUAUCAGAGACUACGCUCAGCUUUCUAUCAGAGACUACCCUCAGCGUUCUAUCACAGACUACCCUCAGCUUUCUAUCAGAGACUACCCUCAGCUUUCUAUCAGAUACUACCCUCAGCGUUCUAUCAGAAACUACCCUCAGCUUUCUAUCAGAGACUACCCUCAGCUUUCUAUCAGAGACCACCCUCAGCUUUCUAUCAGAGACUACCCUCAGCUUUCUAUCAGAGACCACCCUCAGCUUUCUAUCAGAGACUACCCUCAGCUUUCUAUCAGAGACUACCCUCAGCUUUCUAUCAGAGACUACCCUCAGCUUUCUAUCAGAGACUACCCUCAGCUUUCUAUCAGAGACUACCCUCAGCUUUCUAUCAGCGACUACCCUCAGCUUUCUAUCAGAGACUACCCUCAGCUUUCUAUCAGAGACUACCCUCAGCUUUCUAUCAGAGACUACCCUCAGCUUUCUAUCAGAGACUACCCGUAGCUUUCUAUCAGAGACUACCCACAGCUUUCUAUCAAAGACUACCCUCAGCUUUCGGACAGAUUUAAUCUGUUUCUAGAAGAGAAACGGAAUUGAAUAUUAGACUCUUAGAAAAAAGGGUUCCAAAAGGCUUAUUCGGCUGUGCCCAUAGGAGAACCCUUUUGGGUUCCAAGUAGAACCCUUUUUGGUUCCAUUUUGAGUCCAGGUAAAACCGUUUUGUCAACCAAAAAAGUUUCUACCUGGAACCAAAAAGGGUACUUCAAAGGGUUAUCCUAUGGGGACAGCUGAAGAACCUUUUUCGGUUCUAUAUAGCAUAUUUUGUGUAGAUGGGCCAACCUAUGGGAUCUCAUGUAGAUAAUACUACCAGAACGUACUGACUGGAACUGUUCUAUGUUAUAGAAUGAAUCUAUAAUAUAGAUAGAACGGUUCUCCACUAUAACAAAUGCAAACUAUUAUUCCAGGACCCAUUGUCCAACCUUUGAGCGCAGUUCUUGUUUUAACCACAGCAGGUCCCUCUUCCUCUGUAAAAGACAAGACAUCCUUGUACAUUCUGGUAGAGCACUGAACUAAGUUUUAACCACAGCAGGUCCCUCUUCCUCUGUAAAAGACACGACUUACCCUUGUACAUUCUGGUAGAGCACUGAACUGAGUUUUAACCACAGCAGGUCCCUCCUCCUCUGUAAAAGACACAACUUAUCCUUGUACAUUCUGGUAGAGCACUGAACUGAGUUUUCACCAGAUGCUUUUAAUGGCAAAUUAUUUUAAACGAUAGGAGAUGAUGAAAUAUGUACGGUGCUGUUAACUUAGAUAAACUAAUGACCUUUUACUGUCAUACGAUCAAAAGUCUUAAUCAAACCUCUGGAUAAGAAAUCAUAAUUUCAAAACGUUAAUCGGAUUAAAUACUAUAUUUUUCAUACAUGUAUAUUUUUCAGUCAGACCACCUCAACAUAAACUUGGUUUCAUAUGUUUCAAAAGCAUAUAAAAUAUUGUCUGUCUAUAAAGUUGGAAUGUAUUCAAUGUACUGUAUAGGCUACAGUGAUCUCCUAUGUAUGUUAUUGACAACUCUGAUCUUCUAAAUGACAAACGCUGUGGAAUUUGGUACAGUAUAUUAUCAUUGUCAAUAAUAACAACUCCAUCUAAAAAACUGUGUUGGUCAUCUUGACCUUGUCUCCUUAUUUAAAUAAAUGAUUUUACUAAUA
Messenger RNA from Oncorhynchus gorbuscha (pink salmon), 5307 nucleotides. RefSeq names its product ethanolamine-phosphate cytidylyltransferase-like. The coding region runs from base 228 to 1439 and encodes 403 amino acids. The transcript has 13 exons. Gene Ontology annotation, cellular component: cytoplasm. Gene Ontology annotation, biological process: phosphatidylethanolamine biosynthetic process. NCBI's taxonomy places the organism in Eukaryota, Metazoa, Chordata, Actinopteri, Salmoniformes, Salmonidae. The record is from RefSeq and is a predicted model, not a curated record. Gene Ontology annotation, molecular function: ethanolamine-phosphate cytidylyltransferase activity.